GGGGAGAGAUGGAGCAAUGGAGAGAGCCUGGCAUUAGGGUUUGCUUGACGUGCAUUCUCUGCCCUUUUCUUUCCUUCCCUUUCCCCCUCCACUCACCCCUCUCGUCUUUGGGGGUCGUGUGUCGCAGGUUCACUCCUCCCUCGCCCUCUCCAUUUGGGGAGUUCUGCGUUGUUCGGGCUUCUCUCGUUGGAUCACUUUGGUGGCGUCUCACAUUUCGCCAUCAUGGCGACCUUUGCCAAACCCGAAAAUGCCCUUAAACGAGCGGAAGAGUGAGCAUGAGUGGGUGAGGAUUAUCGAUUCUGACGGGGCGCUUCAUCCUCGGAGUUAAUGAAUGUUGGUCAAAAGCAGGCUGCACUGCAAGCUCUUCACGACCUUAUUACGUCAAAGAGGUACCGGGCAUGGCAGAAAACGCUGGAAAAGAUUAUGUUCAAGUACGUCGAGCUAUGUGUAGAUAUGAAGAAGGGUAGAUUUGCUAAAGAUGGACUUAUCCAGUAUCGGAUAGUUUGUCAGCAAGUCAAUGUCAGUUCUCUAGAAGAGGUUAUCAAAUACUUUCUUCAACUUUCUAGUGAGCGUGCCGAGGCUGCACAAGUCCAAGCAGCAGCUGCUGAGGUGACUUUGGAUAUAGAGGAUUUGGAGGCUGAAAAGAGGCCAGAGGAUUUGAUGUUGAGUUAUGUCAGCGGUGAGCGGGGUAAAGAGCGCUCUGAUCGUGAAACCGUGACUCCUUGGUUCCAGUUUUUAUGGGAAACCUACAGAACAGUUCUAGAAAUCUUACGAAACAACUCCAAGCUGGAGUCCUUGUACUCUAUGACAGCUCAUCGGGCCUUUCAGUUUUGUUUACAAUACAAGCGUACCACGGAGUUUCGACGCCUUUGUGAAAUUCUACGAAAUCACUUAAUCAAUCUGAACAAGUAUAGGGACCAGCGUGAUAGGCCUGAUCUUACUCAACCUGAAAGUCUGCAGUUGUACUUAGAGACUAGGUUUGAGCAGCUCAAGGUUGCCACAGAAUUAGAGCUAUGGCAGGAAGCAUUCCGCUCCAUAGAGGAUAUUCAUGGACUGAUGUUCAUGGUGAAAAGAACACCAAAACCGCAAAUGAUGGCCGUCUACUAUGCCAAAUUGACUCAAAUCUAUUGGGUGUCUGACAGCCACCUGUACCAUGCUUACGCCUGGUACAAGCUGUAUAAUCUUCAGAAGAGUUACAACAAGAAUCUUACAGCAAAGGACUUGCAACUCAUGGCUUCGUCCGUAGUAUUGGCAACUCUAGCUGUCGCCCCCUACGAUCGCAAGUAUGGUGCUCACCAUUUUGAACUGGAGAUGGAGAAGGACAGAAAUAUUCGGAUGGCCAACAUUCUGGGUUUUAACAUUGAUGUAAAAAAGGACUCUCGGGAAGUGUUAUCCAGGGCAGCUCUGCUUUCUGAACUUGUUGCAAAAGGUGUGAUGACAUAUGUUUCACCUGAGGUUAAGGAUUUGUACACAUUGUUAGAGAAUGAAUUUCAUCCGCUCGAUCUUGCUGCAAGAGCUGAGCCUUUCCUAUCAAAACUCCCAAAUCUAAGCGACAAAUUGUCGUCAGCGUCACCUGUCCCAGAAGUGCGAUUGGAACAGUAUGUUCCAGCUCUUGAAAGGCUUACUGCUCUUCGAGUUCUUCAGCAAGUUUCUCAAGUGUAUUCUACUAUUAAGAUUGCAGACCUUACUCGAAUGGUUACCUUUUUUGAUUUCUCAAAGGUUGAGAAGUUAAUUGUUGAAGCUGUGAAGUACAACUUUGUGCAAAUGAAGGUUGAUCAUCUGAAAGAAGUUGUCAACUUCGGCAGUCAGGAUUUGGAAUCUGAGAAAGUGAAAACCCAUCUUACUGUUCUUGCCAAGAGGUUGAAGAAGGCCUGCAGCAUGAUCUUUCCACCGUCUAUUGAGAGACCAUCUAAGCAGACUUUGCCUUACCCGGAACUUCUAGCGGUUGUGGAAAAGGAGCAUAAAAAGUUGUUAGCUCGCAAGGUUUUGAUUGAGCGUCGCAAAGAAGAGCAAGAACGACAAAUGCUUGAAAUGGAAAGAGAAGAGGAGUCAAAGAGGCUGAAGCAGCAACGUUUGACAGAAGAAGCUGAGGCAAAGAGACUCGCAAAAGAGUCAGCCAGGCGAGAGGAAGCCAGAAUUCGGAAGGAAAUCGAAGACAAAGAACUGGAGGAAGCGAGAACCUUGCUUGCCGAAGCUGAAAAACGAAAGGGCAAGAAGGGCAAGAAAGCAGCUGCAGAUGGAGAAGUUACCAAAAUUACAAAGCAGCUUCUUUUGGAAGAGGCUUUAAGUGAGCAAAUAAAAGAACGACAAGAGAUGGAGCGGAAGCUCCAGAAGCUCGCGAAGACGAUGGAUUAUUUGGAACGUGCAAAGCGAGAGGAGGAGAGACCAUUGAUUGAGGAGGCUUACCGCAACCGGCUUCAGGAUGAUGAGCGGUUUUACAAGCAACAACAGGAGCAAGCCAUUGAGCAGAGCAAGAAUCAGCACGAGACAGACGUGGUUGAGAAGCAUCGGUUGUUGCGGAUGGCAGACGACAAGGAUGUUUUCCAACGACAAGUUGUCGCCCGUCGUCAAGGAGAGUUUGAGAGGUUGCAGCGCUUGCGGGAAGAGAGACUAGCGGAGGAGCGUGCUAUUAGAUCUCAAGAACGUGAGAUCAGACGCAAGAAGGAAUUCUUUAGGAGACAAGAGGAGCAGCGACUUCUUAGGAUUCAGGAAGAAGAAGAAGCUAGAAAGAGAGAAGAAAUAGAGCGCAAACGCAGAGAAGAAGCUGAGCGUCUCGCUAAGUUGGAGGAAAUUGCUCAAAAGCAACGGGAGAGAGAGGCUGCUGCCGAAGAGAGGGAGAAGCGUGAGAGAGAAGAGGCUUUGCGAGCCAGGCUUGAAGAAAAGCCUGGAAAGUUUGUACUCCCUUCACUUCGAAAGAGGUUGGAGGGUGGUGACGAUAUGAGGCGUCCUAACAUGGAUGAUCGCCGAGACGUACGUCCUUCAAUGGAGGAACGCCGGCCUCUUUUUGAUGUGCAAGGAUCGGCUACUUCCCGCGAAACAGAUAUGCAGGUUGAAAGGGAGGCUUCCAGUCCUCCCUCUAAACGCUAUCAACCACCGCGAGGUCGCCAGGUUGAUUCUGAAGCUCCUCCACCGCGGGCUUAUGAACCUCCAGUUCGACGCACGCAUGAUGCCCUAGCUGCCCGCAAGGAUGUUUAUGACCCUCCCCGGGCUGGUGCAUAUGCUCAUCCAGGUCGCUCAGGAGGUAGACCCCUUGGUGGUGGCCGACUUGUGGAAGAGCGUCCAGAGCGCCGAGACCGGUGGUAGUUUUGACGUUUUACGCAGUUUCAUUGAGCUUAACAGUUCAAGCAAUAGGAGCUAUAGGGCAUAGUUGGUAUUUUCUUCUCUUGUUUUCACAAGGUCUCAUAGCCGUAGGGCCAAUUGAAGAACAGUUAGGGUGCCAGUCUGUGCUUGUGGUUAUCUCGUGAAUGAGUUCUGUUUGCCUUAUUCAUGCCAUCAGCUUCUUGGUUGUAGUUGACUUGGGCACUGCAUCCCGAACUUCCAUUUUCGACGAUUAAUUUAUCUUCGUUUUGGAGGUGGUUCCAGGAUAGUUUUCUGUUUUUUGGUCCUAGUUCUUUUUUCUUUUUCUUUUUUUAUCUUCCAACCAGCAUCGAAAUGGAUAAUUUGCAUUCACAGUAAAGGCAGCGGUUGUCGUUCCGAGAGCUUCAGCGUUCAGAAGCUGUCGGAGCCCUACGAGCUCUUGAUCA
This is a messenger RNA of Physcomitrium patens, 3743 nucleotides long. NCBI's taxonomy places the organism in Eukaryota, Viridiplantae, Streptophyta, Bryopsida, Funariales, Funariaceae. The record is from RefSeq and is a predicted model, not a curated record.